This is a messenger RNA of Racocetra fulgida, 300 nucleotides long. Lineage: Eukaryota; Fungi; Glomeromycota; Glomeromycetes; Diversisporales; Gigasporaceae. The record is from the annotation of a GenBank genome assembly.
AUGUCAAAAAAUGAAUAUCAUAAAAAAGAUUUUUUAUAUCUCAAAUCUGAAGGACAACAAAAUUCUCAUUUAAAAAAAUUUGCUGCAGAUCUUUAUUCUUAUUCUAGAACUUUAUUUAAAAAAUAUAAUUUUACUGAUAUGACUUUAGAUUGUUUAGAAUUAAAUAUUUCUAACAAAUUAGUCAAAGUUGAGUUUACUAGGUCUAAUAAUAAAUCAGCAUCUUUUACUUAUCCUGAUGCUAAUAUUUAUGCAUGUGAUAAAGGAUUAAUCUCUAGAGAUAGUUAUAAAUAUUUGGCAGCU